AUGGCUAACGCCAAGGGUAAAAAUAAACCAUUGACGAAUAAGUUGCCGUCUUCUGGGAAGUUAAAGAACGCUUUUACAGCGGAGGUAGUCGAUGAUAUUCUGCAAAUUCCCAUAAGUCGCCGUCUUCCGCCAGACAAGCUGUUUUGGCCGUUGAAUAAGUCGGGGUUUUACACUGUGAAAGUCAGGCGGAAUGUUUGGAGCUGUAACAUGCGUCCAAAAGUGAAGCAAUUCCUAUGGAGGAUUUGCCAUAACGCUCUUCCCUGCAAUCUGAAUCUAGCUAGGAGGAAGUUGUCAAUUGAUGGUAGUUGUCCCAGAUGUAAAAAUCAUGAGGAAUCUGUGCUUCAUUGUUUAAAAGAGUGCAAAAAAGUUCGAGGUGAAGAGGCUCAAAUUUUCAUCUUAUGUCUUUGGAACAUUUGGAAUGAUCGUAACGAUAUUGUGUUUGAGAAUCGUCGAUGGCCACCUCCGCUUCUUUUUAAUAGGGUCCAGUCCCUUAUUACUCCGGCUGCUGCUAAGGAGAAUCGUCCUCCUGCUGUUGGAGCUCAGGUCUGGAAGCCUCCCCACGCUGGUGUAUUGAAGAUUAACUCGGACGCGGCCAUUUCUGUGGAAAAGAAAAUUGCAGCAAUCAGCAUGGUGUGCAGAGAUUCGUCGGGAGCAGUUUUGCACAGUGGCACUAAAAUCUUGCAUGGGAUUAUUAACGCAGAGGUAGCUGAAGCUGAAGCCAUUUGUUUGGGGUUGCAGUUAUCGGCUGAUUUACCCUAUGCCAAGAUUGUUUGUGAAUCAGAUUGUUUAAGUGUCAUUAAUAGAUUUCGGUUUCCUCACAAUGCAAUGGAUCUUACUCAGCUUAUUGUCGAAGACUGCAUCUCUUUUUGUAAUGGUAGAGAGGUAGCUUUUAAUUUUCUGAAAAGGGAUGGUAACCAUGUAGCUCAUGCUUUAGCUAAAUGGGGCAUUUUCAUAGGUAAAGAUUGUAUCUUUGAUGGGCGAGUUCCUACUCCAAUCAAUGAUCUUGUAAUUUUCUUUCAUGAUUAA
Messenger RNA from Mercurialis annua (annual mercury), 1026 nucleotides. RefSeq lists its product as uncharacterized. NCBI's taxonomy places the organism in Eukaryota, Viridiplantae, Streptophyta, Magnoliopsida, Malpighiales, Euphorbiaceae. Gene Ontology annotation, molecular function: RNA-DNA hybrid ribonuclease activity; nucleic acid binding. The transcript is spliced from 4 exons. The coding region runs from base 1 to 1026 and encodes 341 amino acids. The record is from RefSeq and is a predicted model, not a curated record.